Messenger RNA from Monomorium pharaonis (pharaoh ant), 1347 nucleotides. RefSeq lists its product as uncharacterized. The record is from RefSeq and is a predicted model, not a curated record. Bases 69 to 1064 code for a protein of 331 amino acids. Gene Ontology annotation, molecular function: nucleotide binding; DNA binding; DNA-directed DNA polymerase activity. NCBI's taxonomy places the organism in Eukaryota, Metazoa, Arthropoda, Insecta, Hymenoptera, Formicidae. Gene Ontology annotation, biological process: DNA replication. The transcript has a single exon.
UUUACAGGUGCUUGCACUAUUUUUCAUCGUGUGAGAGGUUGCAAUUACACGCUGUAGACUGUCAGAGAAUGAACGACUGCGCUAUCACAUUGCCCGCUGAAGACAAGUGGUUGAAUUUCCGGAAUAUAAACCACAAGAAACGAGUGCCCUUUAUCGUCUACGCGGACCUCGAAUGUGUGCUGCGGAAGACGCAAUAUGAUACAGAGCAAGCGUCGUACACAUAUCAACAACAUGAGGUAUUCAGCAUCGGGUAUUACGUGCGAUGCUCGUACGACAACGCGUUAUCCGCGUACCGGUUUCGUCGCGAUAAAGAUUGCCUCGCGUGGUUCACUAAACAACUUGAAGAAUUAGCGUAUAACGUUAAGACUCGUUUAUCAACUAAUGUCCCCAUGGAAACAUUAUCGGAGGAACAAUUGGAGGCAUACCGUAGCGUGACGCAGUGUCAUAUCUGCGAUAAGCCAUUCGCAUCGGAUGACAUGCGGGUGCGCGAUCAUUGUCAUUUGACCGGUCGUUAUCGCGGUCCUGCACAUUCUCUCUGCAAUUUAAAUUAUCAAAAUGCUUCAUACAUGCCAGUUAUUUUUCAUAAUUUAUCUGGAUACGAUUCGCAUUUCAUUAUUAAGGAAAUAGCCACGGCGUUCAAAGGGAAGACCGACGUACUCCUCAUCACAAAAGAAAAGUACAUUUCUUUUACAAAACAUGUCGUAGACACAGCUGAUAAAUUAGAUCCACACAAUUACAUAAAACUACGGUUCAUAGAUACAUAUAAAUUUUUAAAUACUAGUCUCGAAAAAUUGGCAUCAUUUCUAAGCAAAGAAAAAUUAAAAAUUGUACGUUCUGAAUUUUUACACUUAUCUGACGAGGAUUUCGAUUUAUUGACGCGAAAAGGUGUAUUUCCGUAUGAGUACGUUGACUGCGUUAACAAGCUGCAGGACACGUGUUUACCGCCGCGCGAAUCAUUUUUCAGUUCCCUGACCUCUGAUACUGUAUCCGAGUGCGAUUACAUGCACGCCGAGAAUGUCUGGAAGCGAUUCAAACGUUGGGUGAAUACAGCGAUCUAUAUUUGAAAACGGAUGUGUUAUUGUUAGCUGACAUUUUUGAAAAUUUUCGCGAUAAAUGCUUAGAAAGUUACGGUCUCGAUCCAGCACAUUAUUACACUCUCCCCGGAUACACGUGGGACGCUAUGUUAAAAUAUACAAAAAUUACUUUCGAACUGCUUACUGACAUUGACAUGGUAAUGUUCAUCGAACGCGGUAUACGCGGCGGUCUCAGCAAUGUUCAGGCAGAUAUGCACAGGCUAACAACAAAUACAUGCAGACGUACGACCCAUCGAAACCAUCCUCAUAUCUU